Durusdinium trenchii is the source of this 939-nucleotide messenger RNA. The record is from the annotation of a GenBank genome assembly. NCBI's taxonomy places the organism in Eukaryota, Dinophyceae, Suessiales, Symbiodiniaceae.
AUGUGCGAGACAACCAAGGACAGGUCCAAGGACUUUAAGUUCAAGACACUCCUUGCUCAAGGGUCUUUGCCUGCAUGGCUGGUGACUGCUUGGAACAAAGCGUGCAAGAUGAAGACAGGACGAGUGGCUGAGCAAAGGCGCCUGGUCAAUUUGUGCUUGGACAGGACUCCAGGAGGCACUUUGCUUUUGAACUUGGACAAGCCACAGCUUCAGCAGACCAAGGAGACCUUUGAAACUACCAGCGCCACAAGCAAGGAGAAGGCACUCCCUCGCCUUCUUUUUUGCGGUAAGUUCAACUUGAGUGAGGAUCAGUUCUUGGAGGGCUUGAAUGAGGGACAAUUUUUCCUGGUGAAGGAUGCCCAGGGUCGGGAACUAUACUCAUGGCAUCAGUCUGAGCAUGCCAAUACCUGGGGUACUUCCUCUAAGAACACCAUGGAGAGUUCCAAGCAAUUGACCAAGAAUGAAGCAGCUGUGGAAAAUGCUGCUCUCUCCAGCUGGAAGCAUGGACUUCACAGUAGAGUCAACCCCAAAGCUUUGACAGCCGAUGCAACUCCUUCCAGGUUGCCAGCGAUUGCAAAUGUCAAGAACAGUUUGACAAAUGCACAAUGGAAUGCAGCACAGACCCAGCUGUAUGAGGCCAUCGCAGCAUUCGACAAGAUGCUGAAGCAGGCAAAGCAGCAACUUCAGGUCUUGGGAUGGGAUAAGGAGGACCACAUCUACCAGAAUUUGAAGACCAUGUGCAAAGAGAUCCAAGAUGAGAAGAACAAACUGGAUCACUGCCUUCAGUGGCAAGAGCUCCAAGAUGGAAGUGAGCUCACCUUGGCAAGCUAUGACGACAUGAUGGGACAUGCUGGCGUUGCUGCAUCAAGGUUGCAGGAGAGCUUGGCUGGAGUGAAAGGUCAGCUGACUGCCAGAGCCAGAGCUACCAAGGCUUCAUGA